CAGAGUGUUUAUGGAGUCGAGUUUUCUGUUUGCGUGAUAUAACACAGGGACACUCCGCCGGGUGCCGAUUCCGUUUUGGCUUAUUUUUGGAGACAGUAGGAAGGGGUUUGUUAAGAGCGAACUUGUUGAAGGGUGUCUGCUCACAGCUGCUGUAAUGAGUUUCUUCCUUGUGCCGCUACAUUUCCACUGUGUCCAAUCGGAGGCCUUAUAAGGACAGCUGUGAUCAUUUCUGAUGAGUAAGGACGGCAGAGUUUAACUUUCUUAUUCCUCUUAACAGGGGUUUUUCCUUCACUCCCUCCGGACAUCUACCUCUACUGAUGCUCAGCGGAUACAUUUUUUCUGUACACCUUCUGUGUUUUGCGAUUUUCUUUUUUUCAUGAUGAUUCAUUUAUCAGUUUUGCAUCCGACAUCCAAGACGCCACAUUUUCCCAAACUUUUUCUGAAGAGAAGGCUGAUUCCCGCCUUAUCCUGCUAAGAUUUCCAAAGACAUCGUGUGUUUAGUUUCUGUUAGCAAGAAGCCUUCUGGGGUUUUCUCAGAUACACUUGCACAACGAUAUUUCACUUUGACUUAUGCUGUUUUUUGUUGCUUUCUUUUCGGGCACAAACUGAGGACACAAAAAAUUUCCUCAGUUUUUUUUUCCCCCCCCUCCACAUCUUCAGUUUCUCUGCUGCAGAUAUUUAGUUGAGGCCACCAAACUGAACCCCACUGGCCGCCUUGCUCAUUUCCAGUUUUGUACACAAUGUGGUCUACAUUUUUUGUGACUGAUGAGGAGGGCCGGACGGUGGGCCCGGCAGGGGCAGGGACAGUCGGAGGGGCUGCAGGAGGAGGAGCAGCUCAGGGCGCAGGGGGUCUGGCCGGCCUGAUGACUGGACGCAGCACAUUUGGUGGGGGCAAACGCCGCAGGACAACAUCGACAGGAAACGCCAUGAGCGAGGCCCAGGAGGGAAAGAUCAAGCUGGCGUUCUUCGUGGCCAUUGUGGGCGUAGUCCUGACAGUGCUUGGGGUCGGUACAGAGUUCUGGGUGGAGCUGUCGCCGCCGAAGAAUUUCUAUAACAAUCAGACGUGUCUGACAGCUCACUAUGGCCUGUGGAAGGGCUGCACCAAGACCCUGUGGGUGGCUGAUAUCGACCCAGAGAGAGAAAGCUGCGGACCUGCUGAACUUCCUGGAGAAUCAAACUGCACCUUCUUCAAGUUUUUUACCACGGGGGAAAACACUGUGAUGUUUCAGAAGACAACACAGAAAAAUCUGAAUGUGGCAACGGCCAUGUUGGCCCUGUUCAGCCUGUUCCUGAUGGCGAUGGGAGCCAUCUGCAUCACCAUGUCGCUCAGUAAAGAAAUCCUGUUCUUCCUCAAGCCAGCGUCCGUCUGCUUCAUCCUGUCAGGUGUCCUGGUGCUCCUCUCCCUCAUGGUCUUCCACCAGUCUGUCCUGGCGUUUCUGGCCAGCGACCACACGGUUCCCCUCCACCACGAGCUCUCCUGGUCGGUGUCGUGCGUCGGCUGCGCGGGGGCUGUCCUCAUCGUGGGCGGAAUCCUCUUCCUGCUGCUGGCGCUGCCCUACAGCCCCUGGCAGAAGUGUCUCCCUCACAAGGACAGCAGCAGCUAGUGUCCCAGAGGCGACGGUGCACUUUAUCUGCCCCGCUCCGUGAGGAAGGGGAGGGUGCAGAGAGGUGAGGAAGUUUCCCAGAGAUGUCUUAGCAAAGAGAUUGCAUUUUUUUUUUUUUUUUUUUGUGUUGACCUUAAGGAAUUACAAGUGUGUUAACGGGAGACUGAUGAGAGAGUCACUGGAAUUUCUUUAAUUUACUGCACUGACCCAAGACAAAACACAUACCAGUGUCUUUUCAUUACAACAAUGUUUUUUUAGCAUAACAUACCUUCUGGAUUUCCUGACUGUUGAUCUAUAGUGCCAUGAUAGUUUAGUCACACAUGGAAACAGCUCAGUGCUAAAAGUCUCCAAAUCAAAACAAAAUGCACUUUCAUAUACGAUAGUGAUCUUAAUGCUCCGAUGUGUGUGGGAUGCACUUCUGUAUUGUCUUACUAAUGAUCCUGCAGGGUUCGGAGGCAAUUUACUGGAAAAUAGUCGAGUUAAUUAAAAAUAUUUGAUAAGAAAAUAAUCACGCAGUAAAGUUCUUCCCCCCCAAAUAAUACAUAUUUCAGUCUGACAUAUACUCAAACUACUCUAAAUGGUGUAGCAGCUUAAAGUUCACAAAGUGAUUCUCUGGUUUGAAUGUGACUUAUUUACGGUUUAAUAACACAUUUAUCUUAAACAUUUAUCUCCUCCUUAUUUAUCAUCUGUGCUGGUAAUGUAACCCAGUAACUAAUUAUUGCUUAUUUUAAUGGAAUGUCUCUGAGCUCAAUGUGCAAACAGAAGGAUCACUCCAUUUAAAAAAUAAACAAAUCUAAAAAAAAAAAAAAAUCCCACCUGAUCCCUGCAGCAUCACCUGAUGUUCUGUCAAAUAAAUUUGGCAUAUUUAUUGAAGCCAUGUAAAAUUUUUACAGUCGUACUAUAAAUACUUUUGGAAUUCGAGGCUCUGGAAGUACACAGGAGUGGGUAGAAAUUUGAAUGCUUUUAAAUUUGUGUUUCAUUUUUUCACAUCCAUUUUAAGCCCUCUUAACUUCACAAGUACAGGAGAUGGACACAUGACAUUUUCAGAGUGAAAAACACAGAGUUCUGUUUAAAAGAAGAAAAAAAAAAGCAACCAAAUUAAUAUUACAUCCACUCCAGGUGCCACAAUCAAAAUCCAAAAAUGUUGUUUUGUGUUUUUUCUAUAACCAACUGGGAGCAUCAGUAUCAUGGAUUACAGCAUAGAUGCAGAGAAAAGUUUAAGAAAGUGGGUUCUGGGUAAGAGUUUACGAAUAAUAUCUCCAGUGAAUUAUCAGAAAACACAUAAGACAUCCUGGGUACCAGUGCUUGUUUCUGUUACUCCUUGCCAUAGACAUUAAACUGGUGCUGUCAUGCUAUUGUAACUAUGAUAUACACCAAGUUCCAGGGAGUAAAACACUUGGAAAACAUAAUAAAAAAAUCACACAAUUUCGACCCCUAUGUGCUUCAAGAGCCAGUAACUUGGAAUGUGUCCUUAGUUUGUUGCAUGGUUUGAUUAAAUACACUGAAGUUGUUGUACAUAAAAAAAACAAAAAAAACAGCUGAUCCUGAAGGGGUCGGGAGGACGGUAUUGGUUGAACUAGACUGACCCAAGAGAUCAAGAAUUUUGUAAAUCCCCAAGUUAAGGUUUUUAAACUCAACGUUUGUCAUGUCUAUUUAUUCAUCGAUGGACAGCAUUGCAAUCUUACAGCAGUUACAUUCGCCACCGUCUUAUCCGAAACGCUGACCCUUUACUGUGGUUACACUUUGAAAUCUUCCCAAAUAGUUUCGAAUCCGCCUCCUUUUCUGCUCAGGUAACAACAGUCCACAACACAAUCGUCCCUCCUUGAGUAUACUGACCUCCAGUCUGAGAGCCUCAUUUAAGAAACUAGUUUAUUCUCAGUGGUGUGUGAAAAAGCAACAUUUUGUUUGUCCUCCAAAUGCCUUCCCUUCAGCAGAGCUGCCUUCGAAUUGUCUAUAGUGUUAUUUUUGUUGAUCUUUGUACAUUGAGAUGUUGAGACAUUAAUCAAAAAUACAUAACCAUUGCAUAACCAUAUACAACCCUUUUGUAUACCCUAUUAUAUUAUUCUUAUUACAUGAAUUUACUUUCAAAGGGACAGCUUUGCCAUGUGACAGAGUUCUAAUAUCGUAAUGGUAAAAACAUGUUACAUUUCUAUGUAUUUAUUAUCUGUGUCUGCUUAUAAAUGCAACAGAACGCAACUUGUCUUCAUCCCAUGCAUUGUAUAGCGGCUGCAUACAUUGUAAGAUGUGUAAUGUAGGUGCUAUGCAAGCAGAAAAAUAAUAAAGAUUUAUAGUGGAGUAGAAGCUACACAGUGUUAAAUCAGCUAGAAGUGUGAGCCGCUGCCAUGUUUUUACCUCCAGUGUUUCUCGCGGAUGAUUUAUGUUAGAACAAAGUGCUUUGCUGUGCCUGAAUGGAAGGUGAACCAUCUCUGCAACUUUUUUUUUUGAACUGAAUCGAUUGAGUAUGAAUGAGUUCAUUUUAUUAUUAAACAUGACAUGAAUAUUUAAUGUCA
Messenger RNA from Stegastes partitus (bicolor damselfish), 4114 nucleotides. Its product is annotated as voltage-dependent calcium channel gamma-6 subunit-like. Lineage: Eukaryota; Metazoa; Chordata; Actinopteri; Pomacentridae. Gene Ontology annotation, molecular function: voltage-gated calcium channel activity; calcium channel regulator activity. Bases 741 to 1604 code for a protein of 287 amino acids. Gene Ontology annotation, biological process: calcium ion transmembrane transport; regulation of calcium ion transmembrane transport via high voltage-gated calcium channel. Gene Ontology annotation, cellular component: L-type voltage-gated calcium channel complex; membrane. The record is from RefSeq and is a predicted model, not a curated record. The transcript has 7 exons.